UCACCACCUGCUGUCAAAGAUUCCAAAGAUGGCGACGACAGGGAUGCUUCACCUCCGGCGCAUCUCCGCGGUGUCUCUGGCCGUGUGUCUCGGCUUUUUGAACGCGUUAAACAUGGCGAGCUGCGAUGAGCAGGUGCCGCUCAUAAUGUGGACCAGCGAGGGGACCUCUCUGCCCAGUCAGUCCCCUCCCACGGCGGGUCACAUCGUCGGGCAGCAGCAGCUGGCCUCGUACCUGGAGAAAGCACUGAAUGUGGGUCCAAGAAAUGUAGUGCUGUUCCUUCAGGACAAGAUGAGCAUCGAGGACUUCACCAUGUAUGGAGGAGCUUUUGGAAACAAGCAGGACAGUGUUUUCCCCAACCUGGAGGGCGCUCUGAUGUCCUCGUCCUCCCCUCUGGUGCUGCCUGCUGUGUCCUGGCCGGCCUCCAAUGCAGUGAUUGGUCAGCUACAGGAUCAAUUAGAAACGUCCCCUCUGUACAUGGACCCCGAGACGCUCAGUCAGCUGAGACUCAACGCCUCCUCGCCGGCCCUGCUGGUGUUCAGGCUGCCGUACGGCGUCGGGGCGGAUCUGAUGUCUGCAAAAGAGAUUCUCAGUGGAAACGACGAGGUGAUCGGUCAGGUGUUGAGCACCAUGAAGACGCAGUCUGUCCCGUACACGGCCAUCUACACGGCCCUGCAGCCCUCCAGGGAGGCGGCAUCUCUGUCCAUGGAGGCGGGGCUGGGGGGAGGACGCUCCCUCCUGCAGGCCAGAGGAUACAAAGAGAGGGAGAGGCAGCGCAAGGUCAAGGAGAAGCCCAAGGUCUACAGUCCAGUGGAGUUCAAGAAGGACGAUAAAACCUGCAUCCUCCUGUGGGCUAAAGGCCUGACGGUGAGCAUCCUGCGCGGCGGGCGAUGGGAGGAGCAUGACCUGACUCCAUCCACCUUCGGGGAGGGGGUCACUCCGGCCGUCAGCGGGUCCAGCUGUGACAGAACCAAAGCCAGGUUGGUUCUUGACUAUAAUAACGUGCUCGGACACGUCAGCUUCAAACUGAUCUUUGCUAUGAGCCAGCGUCACUACAAGGUGUCUGCCCGCCGCUGGUUCACUCUGGACGCCGUGGAGCUGGAGUACGACGGGACCAAAGCCACGUUUAACGGUAGCAGACACAUCUACGCCCCCGCUGAGUACUCCUACCGCUGUGAGUCCGUCACCAACUUCCGCUGGCCCCUGCUCGUCCCACGCUCGACUAAAGACCCGGCCAAUCAGUGGAGGGUCUCUUUUCAAGACUUUCAGAUCCAGGGCUUUAACGUGAGCGGCGGUGAUGAUUUCUCGUAUGCCAGUGACUGCGCAGGCUUCUUCUCUCCUGGUAUCUGGAUGGGUCUGAUGACCAGCCUUCUCAUGGUCCUGGUGCUCACAUACGGUCUGCACAUGAUCAUGCAGCUCCGCACCAUGGACCGCUUCGAUGACCCCAAGGGCCCGGCUAUCUCAGUGCCCCAAACAGAGUAACUCACCUGACUUCUUUACGUUCCAUCUUUCCUCCUUUCUGCCCCUCAGACACUUAUCUCCCUGCAAUGCUUCCACUCCCACCCUGUACAUUCCCCUCCCUGAUCAUCUGUAGUUGGGCAUUAUACAGGACUAGUUAGUGGUGUUGUCAGAAUAAGGGUUUAGUCAUCACUGCGUAUGUGUCGGUUUAUACUUAAAAUAUGCAUCCUGAGACUGACAAUCUCAUUUGUCAGGUAGUCCCAGCUUGUGCUUCCCAUGUAUUAGUGUCACAUUUUAGUCAAAGUGGGAAGAAUGGUGGUUUAGCAACAUUUGAAGCUGUUUUAAAGGUAUUUCCAGAAUGCUCAAAGUCUCAUCCAACUUAAAAUAUUCGCCUGCUGCACAGAAAGAAAUGGUAGUCAAAAGUAUCUCUAAGAUACUUUUUGCUACACAGAUUUGGUGCACCACAUUAAGACAGCAUCACCUUGAGGAACAGCAGAGAAAAAUCCAUGCUGUGAUUUGGUUUCAUAAACUUUUGUCAGUUUAGUAUUUUGUGUAUGGCAGAACUUGUGUUGUGUUGCCUGCUGAGAAAGCCCCUUGUUUUUAUUCUAGUGUCUCAGCCAGCCAUCCUCUGAAUGCUGUAGGUCUCUAGUUUGUGGUUGCAAAGUUUCAUGAGGCUGUGAUUAUCCUAGAGGUCACAGCAGCUCAUUUUAUACACUGAGCUCAAGUUUCACUCACUAACAUCAUCACACAUGAAGAACAUUGGGCUCAUUGAAUCCCCAAGAGUCUCAGCUUCCCAGUCAGACCCCAUUUAUGCAGCUCACACACUGUUUAGGGACCCCAGGAUGUACAAAUAUGCAAAACAUAACAUUUAUUUUUCCAUUCAACUGCAUGUUAUCAGCAUAAAGUGGGCAUGUCUGUAAAAGCAAAACUUGUGGGUACCCAUAGAACCCAUUUUCAUUUAGAUAUCUUGAGGUCAAAGGUUAAGAAUUUGUCAUUUUCCCCCUUGCUAAAAUUUAGUGUUAAAACAGUUUGUUACAGCUUUUUUUUAUCAUGAUGGCUAGAAGUGUCUCUGAAUUCUGGAAAUACCUUUAGGUUAUUGUUACACCACUUUGUGUGUUUUUCAAACAUAAUGCUAAUACAUGAGAGACAAGCUGGAGCUUUUUUCAGGUGGAUAAAUGACCCCCAUGAAAGGGAUACAAUUGUACAUAUCGGGCAAAAAGUAACUUAUGAAAAAUGAAUUAUGAAAUGCUAUUUAUUGGUGAAACUAAUUUGUGUAUGUGCGUGUUGACAAUAUGUUUGUGUCUGAGUAGACAAAUGAAGAACUUGCAUUUUAUGUGUGAAUGAUCGAUUAUCUUCUGCCUACAGUUAACUCUAGUAUUCUCGAUCAAAGGGACGAUUCAGAUAAUCUUGUUUAGUUUGAACGGACCACAAAUGUACAGCAUUACAGUCAGACAUUUCCAGUUGUUUGUGAAUAAUUUUCAUGGUUUUCCUCCCAGAACAUGAGCUAAAGUAACCGUUUAUUUUUGAACAAUGAUGUUUUUCUGUCAUGAUUAACAUAAACAUGAUACUUAUUUUUCAAGACAAGCUUUCUGCAACUGAUGUGCACUGAAAUAUGUUCAAUGUGAAUUUAUUAUUUUGCUGUUAAUUUAUUUUGAGUUUUGUAGUUAAUAUCAAUGAUGUAAGGUUCUGAAUGUGGUCUGUGUUGUGCUGCUGCUGUGACCCCAAUAAAACAUCUGUGGAAAUUAA
This is a messenger RNA of Centropristis striata (black sea bass), 3202 nucleotides long. It is a transcript of the gene atp6ap1a, whose product is annotated as ATPase H+ transporting accessory protein 1a. Lineage: Eukaryota; Metazoa; Chordata; Actinopteri; Perciformes; Serranidae. Gene Ontology annotation, cellular component: proton-transporting V-type ATPase complex. The coding region runs from base 29 to 1480 and encodes 483 amino acids. The transcript is spliced from 11 exons. The record is from RefSeq and is a predicted model, not a curated record.